Messenger RNA from Rubroshorea leprosula, 1325 nucleotides. The record is from the annotation of a GenBank genome assembly. Lineage: Eukaryota; Viridiplantae; Streptophyta; Magnoliopsida; Malvales; Dipterocarpaceae.
UCAGAAGGAAGAGAGAAGGAAGUGGAGAAACUUAUCAAACACCCUAAACUGGACCCGCCACCGGACGUGCUUGAGCUCGGGCGACACUGCGUACGGUGCACUGCGCUUGCAGAGCCCACCGGCGAUUCUCCUUCUUCCGAGCUUCGAAUGCACUCUCGAAUUUGCCAAAUUGUUGAGUUCUUCUGCCAUUCUUCAGAUUUUUGGGGUUCGAGUUGUAAUGUUAUUGGAAAAUCAUAGUGCUGCAUUUCCUCAAAUCUCCAGAAGCUAAACAGAGGGAAAUAUGGUACCUAAGCAACGAGUGCUACCAAAAUUCCCUUGCAAAGUGGAGGCAGAACUAGAUAAAAUCAGCAGCCUACCAGGGCACAUUAUAGAUAAUAUUUUGUCUCAUUUGCCUAUUAAGGAUGCAGUGAGGACAAGUGUUUUAUCAAGGAAAUGGAGGUAUAGAUGGGCUACGGUUCCAAGUCUUGUGUUUGAUACCCAGUGUUUUUCAGUCUCUUCCCAAGAUCCAGUUCUGAUCAAGAACAAGCUUGUUAGCAUUAUUGACCAUGUCCUUCUACUUCACAAUGGUCCCUUGCAGAAGUUCAAACUCUCUCACCGAGAUCUUCUAGGCGUUGCUGACAUUGACAAAUGGAUUCUUGUUAUAUCAAGAAGCUUUAUCAAGGAAUUCAUACUUGAAAUUUGGAAAGGACAGCGCUACCGGCCACCUUCUUCUCUAUUUAAUUGCCAGAAUUUGAUUCAUUUGGAGCUAUUUAAUUGCUUGCUAAAACCUCCAGAGUCAAUCAAAGGCUUCAGAAAUUUGAAAAGCCUUGAUCUGCAGCACAUUACCAUCACCCAGGAUGUGUUUGAAAAUCUAAUUUCUAGUUGCCCUUUGCUUGAGAGGUUAACUUUGAUGAACUUUGAUGGCUUCAUGGAUCUCAACAUUGAUGCACCAAAUCUGCAAUUCUUUGAUGUUGGAGGUGUUUUUCGUGAUGUUAGUUUUAAGAACACCUUUAGUUUAGCUUUAAUUUCCAUUGGUUUGUAUGUGAGUAUCAAUGAUGUGGAUGAGCAACGCAAGGCAGGUGAAAAUUCUAGUAAACUACUCAGAUUCUUCGCUAAUCUGCCUCACAUUCGACGGCUGGAGAUUCAGAGCUACUUUUUGAAGGUAAUUUUUCUGGUGGCAUCAUAAUUAGUGAACUUCAUUUUUUUUUCUCCCAUCUCGGCUAUAGGAACGUUUGGUAGUAUGUUCCUUUGACAAAAUAAGUUGUGCAUUUCUUUUGUGAUUUUGAUGAUUCUCUGUUUUGUACUUGGAAUCUUUAUAUUUCUUAAAUUAAAAUUAACUUCACGUC